Cotesia glomerata is the source of this 710-nucleotide messenger RNA. RefSeq names its product gonadal protein gdl (gene gdl). NCBI's taxonomy places the organism in Eukaryota, Metazoa, Arthropoda, Insecta, Hymenoptera, Braconidae. The transcript has 2 exons. The record is from RefSeq and is a predicted model, not a curated record. The coding region runs from base 98 to 622 and encodes 174 amino acids.
UUUGAAUUUAUUUAAAAUAAAAAAAAAACGCAGGAAAUUUAAAAUAAAAAAAUAACAAGGAAUAAAAAAAAUUUUUUAGCAAGCUAGUCUACAAAAAAUGGAAUUAUCAGAUCCAAGUCCCGAAGACCUUCAACGGAAAUUAUAUUUCCUGGUAGAACAACUUCAAAACAUGGCUAGUGCUCUGCCUUCAAAGUACCAAAUGCGUUUGCCCUACGAAUUAUUGUCCGGACUGGCCAACUCUCUGCUAAAUGACACUAUUUUUGAGAUAGUAAAAGGCCUGAUGGAGAUCCAGCAUGUGACUGAGAAACACUUGUUUCAGCAACGGCUCCAGCUGCUAAAUCAGCAGAAGAUCCAGAUGCAAGAAGCCUUGGCUGGUUCCAACACCGAGGAGGAGAAAAUGGCGGUGAAAAUAGCUCUCGAGGAGAAGCAGAAGAAAGAUUUGAAGGCCACUGACAUGAGACUAGUGAUGCAGUUGGACCAGAAAGUCGCUGAUCAGCAGAGUACUCUAGAAAAGGCUGGAGUUCCUGGUUUUUAUGUCACCAAUAAUCCUGCAGAAAUCCAACUACAGAUGAGACUUUGCGACUUUAUUAUAAGACUAAGUAAGAUGGAAAUACCUAGAUGACAUUUAUUGAUAACAAUUUAAGUUUACAAAAUUUAUAUUUAUUAUUUAAACUUUUAUAAUAAAAAAAAGAUACUAAGCUAAUUAAUAA